UACUCAAAAUUUAAUUUAUUUUUUUCAAGUAAAUCAUAAAAAUAUUUAGUUAUUUUAAUUAUAACAAUUUGCAUUAAUAACGCGCAUCCGACUUCAUCUAUUAUCUUCUUAUAUCCAUUCCCUCCCCCGCCCUCACCUUCCCGCCUCAAUUAUUCUAACCACCUCUCCCUCUCCAUGUCCCCCGAAAAAAUGUUCAUCCCUACCCCCCACUCCCCCCUCCUCUCCCCCAAACCCUAUUCACCCAAUCCACCCUCUUCACCUCCUCUCCUUCCCCCUACAAUUCUCAUUCCCUUUCUCCGAUCCCCGCCCCGUAUGAGCCUCCGAUUCAUCUGCAAAGCCGCCGCCUCUGUUAGCGGCUCCGGCGCCGAGUACCCCGUGGGACAAUCCGCCGAACAGUUGGCAGGCGAAAGCCACGCGAAGCCGAAGAUGCGACGGAAAGUCGCAGGGGCCGAUCAGGAGGAGUUGCUGGAGCCGGAGGCGUUGGCCGAUCCCGAUAGCUGCUUCUAUGAGUUCAAUGGUGUUAAGAUCCACCACAAGGUUUGCCACAAUGGGGCCAAAGAAGAGGAGGCGGAUGCUGGGAAGAUUGGAUUGCCCCUGAUUCUGUUGCAUGGCUUUGGGGCCUCGGUGUUCUCGUGGGACCGUGUGAUGAAGCCGUUAGCGAGGGUGGUCGGUUCGAAGGUUCUCGCCUUCGAUCGGCCGGCGUUUGGGCUCACCUCGAGGCUGAGCUAUUUUGGGCAGUCGGGUAUUGGCGGAGGCGAUGCGAUGCCUUUGAAUCCUUACUCGAUGGCUUUCUCUGUUCUUGCGACGCUCUCUUUUAUUGAUUUAUUGGGUGCCCAAAAGGCCAUUUUGAUGGGGCAUUCAGCCGGUUGCCUCGUAGCAGUUAACACAUACUUCGAAGCGCCUGAGAGGGUUGCCGCACUUAUUCUUGUUGCCCCAGCCAUUGUUGCUCCCUUUCUCAUGCGAAAGGAGAAUCAGGUGGACAAGGGAGAGAAAAGAAAAGAUGAGAAUUCAAACUUGGAUUCGCGUGAGAACCCGUUUGUGAGGAUUUGGAGUGCCUUUUGCCAGUUAUGUAUGAAUCUUGUGGGGCUUGCUCUAAAAAUGGUGAAACGGAUGAGAGAUAUGGUUAAAACACUUUACGCUAGAGCUUUGUCGGUGGUUCUGCGAUCAACAUUCGCUGUAAUGCUGAUAAGAAUGAUCAUUGAUAAGUUUGGUAUUGUGGCGAUUCGAAAUGCAUGGUUUGAUGCAAACCAAGUAAACGACCAUGUCCUACAAGGUUAUACAAAGCCAUUGAGAGCCAAGGGUUGGGAAACGGCUCUUUUGGAGUAUACUUUAGCUAUGAUUUUGGAUUCGGGAUCGAAACCACCAAUUUCUAAAAGGCUAUCUGAGAUCUUAUGCCCUGUGCUGAUAGUGACCGGCGACACUGACCGACUUGUUCCUUCAUGGAAUGCCGAGCGUCUGUCACGGGCUAUACCAAACUCCACCUUUGAAGUAAUCAAGAAUUGCGGCCACUUGCCUCACGAAGAAAAAGUCGAUGAAUUCUUGUCAGUUGUUGAAAGGUUCCUACAAAGGGUUUUUGGUGUGCGAAAUGAAGAACUCUUUGAAGCAGCAGCGUGAAUAGAAUCUAUACCUAGGAAACCAGGUUUCCGGAAAUAUAUUAUGAUUAUCCUAUUUGGAGAAUAAAGAUAUUGCUCAAAGUUCAUCCAUUAAUCAAUUCGUUAUCCUGUAAUAUCGAAUUGAGCCGCCAAAGAUGGAUUGGCGAGCAUAAGUUGUAAAACAGGUGUUUUAAUACUCAGAAGUAGCUACCAAAUUAUGUAUUGUAAGUAGAAUAUCUGCCAAAGAAUUAUACGAACGCAAUUAUACUGUAUUCACAUUUUCUUGCUAAUGGAAAAUCACCAAUUUACAGUGCAUCCCGUAUUUGGAUGCAAUGUAUAGA
This is a messenger RNA of Ananas comosus (pineapple), 1933 nucleotides long. RefSeq lists its product as uncharacterized. The record is from RefSeq and is a predicted model, not a curated record. Bases 175 to 1614 code for a protein of 479 amino acids. Lineage: Eukaryota; Viridiplantae; Streptophyta; Magnoliopsida; Poales; Bromeliaceae. The transcript has 6 exons. Gene Ontology annotation, cellular component: chloroplast envelope.